Molecule: messenger RNA, 1554 nt
Organism: Salvelinus fontinalis (brook trout)
Lineage: Eukaryota; Metazoa; Chordata; Actinopteri; Salmoniformes; Salmonidae
Product: serine/threonine-protein kinase pim-2-like
Exons: 7
Coding region: 1-1479 (492 amino acids)
Biological process (GO): regulation of mitotic cell cycle; negative regulation of apoptotic process; protein autophosphorylation
Cellular component (GO): cytoplasm
Molecular function (GO): ATP binding; protein serine/threonine kinase activity
Source: RefSeq, a predicted model, not a curated record
AUGAUCAAACUGAAGUCCAGAGAGAGAGUCAAAGCCAAGGACAUGGGGGAGGGAUCGCUCCUGAGCCGACGCAGAAGUCGAAGUGAGACAUGCAGCAGAAGUCCUUCUCAGAGUGAGACAGUAGGAAGACAAGUCACUCCAGCCUUAACGUACACUUAUAGACUCAGGCCCAGAGCCCCAGCUCCACAUAGGCAGGCUGAGCUUGAGAGAGAAGCUGCUGCCAUUAGAGAGAGAGGGAGGAAGAGAAAAGAGGAAACCCUGAGAGGACAGAACGAAGUCAAGGAGGAAGAGGAAGAGGAAGACGAGGAGGAGGAAAAUGAGAGCGCAGUUCUUUCCUGCUCGGGACUGAAGGGAGGGAGAGGAGGGUUGGUGAACAAUGGUAAGGGACUAAACCUGAGAUGGCGUGAUGAUAACACCAAACGGAAGAGAAGAAAGAGGGCCAGAGAGGAGGAGGAGAGCAGUGAGGAGUUGGUGGAGAGGGUGUGGUCCAGGGAGGGCUGGAAGAGGAAUAAGAACAAUAGAAACACUAGUCCAGAGAUACCCAUCGUUGUUCACUAUCUAACCCGACUAAGGAGAGGCCAGUUGAAGAACCCACUACACAACUAUAGAGGAUCAUCCUCUUCUUCUUCAUCCUCAGACUCUAGUAUCUUUAAUCUUGGACCCAACCCCAGUAGCUUUGAGGCUCUCUUCACACUGGGGAGCAUGCUGGGUAAAGGAGGAUGUGGGGCGGUCUACGCCGCCAUGCGCAAAAGUGACGGCCAACAGGUGGCCAUAAAGUAUGUGAACAGAGGAAUGGCCGAGCCAUACGUAAAGCUUCCCGGAGAGAGGAGUGCCUUGCCCCUGGAGGUGGCCCUGAUGCAGAUCGUCUCACGGCCCCCGUCCUGCUGCUACGUGCUGGGCCUGCUGGAUUGGUUCGAGGAGGCCGAGCGUUUCAUCCUGGUGCUGGAGAGACCCUAUCCCUGCAUGGACCUGUUUGAUUUCAUCGAGGAGCUGGGAGGCCGGGUGGACGAGUGUCUGGCCAGGAUCAUCAUGAUACAGGUGGUACUGGCUGUUCGGCAUUGCCGCGACCGAGGGGUCCUGCACCGAGACGUCAAGGCCGAGAACCUGCUGGUGCAGACGGACAACCUGCGGGUUAAGCUCAUCGACUUUGGCUGUGGAGACCUUCUGAGAGAAUCCUCCUACAGAGACUACUCAGGCACAGAGGAGUACUGUCCUCCAGAGUGGGUGCUGAGCGGUGUGUACCAGGGCCGCCACGCCACCAUCUGGUCACUGGGGGUACUGCUCUACGGCCUGGUGUGUGGCCGUCUGCCCUUCAACAAGGAGGCUGACAUCAUUGCUGGGCGCCUGCGCUUCAAAAAGGGCCUGACUAAAGAGUGUAAGGCGUUGAUCAACUGCUGUCUGCAGCAGGACCCCACCAAGAGGCCUGUUCUAGAGCAGAUCCUCCUUCAUGACUGGAUGGCAGACGGACCGGUGAUCUAGGACGAACUUCAUGAGACUGGGUGAUCUACCACCUGGGUCAGUUGUGGCGGCUCGCAGGUUACCAUGACAACAACG